This is a messenger RNA of Hemiscyllium ocellatum (epaulette shark), 4530 nucleotides long. RefSeq names its product L-fucose kinase. Lineage: Eukaryota; Metazoa; Chordata; Chondrichthyes; Orectolobiformes; Hemiscylliidae. The coding region runs from base 136 to 3516 and encodes 1126 amino acids. Gene Ontology annotation, biological process: GDP-L-fucose salvage. The record is from RefSeq and is a predicted model, not a curated record. Gene Ontology annotation, molecular function: fucokinase activity; ATP binding. The transcript has 25 exons.
GGUGAAAGGUCAAUGUUGUGUUGAGGGAGAGGAACUAAUGCGCGUCUGGUGCAUUUACAGUAUAGCGUGCGGCAGCAACGUGACGUUUCUGAAAACCAACCAAAUGGCAUAAGUUGAAGGGAUCUAACUAAAGGAAUGGCAAACAAAGUGGACAGACAACAUGGUGAGAAUUUGGCUGCAGAGCAGCAGAAUUCUAGCAACCAAACAAAAAGCGUGGACUGGACUGUCAUUGCCCUCACCUGCCAGUACAAGGAUAGUAUUUAUGCUUUUCAAAGAGAACUUGAAAUCCGCCAACACAAAGGAUCCAUUGCUCCUGAUGUAGUUCUUCUCACUGUGGAGGAUCCACAGACUCGUGUUGGUAGUGGUGGUGCCACCCUCAAUGCAUUGCUGGUAGCUGCAGAACAUCUCAGUGCCAAGGCGGGAUAUACGGUUGUCACCUCUGAUGUACUGCAGACAGCACGAAUACUGAUCCUCCACAUGGGCCGAGACUUUCCCUUUGAUGACUGUGGACGUUCGUUCACCUGUUUGCCAAUGGAAAACUGCGACAGCAAAGCAGAAGCCCUCGUCUGUAACAUCGAUGUUCUGCUGCACAUCAUGACAUAUAAGUUGGGACCAGGUUGUCCACCAGGCGUGUGGGUCUGCAGCACAGAUAUGAUCCUGACUGUCCCCUCCUAUCCAGAUAUUUGCUGGGAAGGAUUUAGUGGUGUCAAAGUGGUGUCUGUCCCUGGCACAGUCAGUUAUGCCAGGAAUCAUGGCGUCUACCUUAUUGACCAAGAGGGUUACGUCUGUGACAUCAUCUAUAAAGGGACGGAAGACAGGAUAAAAGAAUGUGCAUUAUCGGAUGGUAGAGUACCUCUGGUAUCAGGCAUUGUAUUCUUCUCGUGGGAGACUGCUGAGAAACUCCUGGCCACACAUGUGACUCCUCCUCUGGACUCCUGCACCUAUAUGGGUCUGGACUCGGGGACACGUCCUAUUCAGCUGUCUAUUUUCUUUGACAUCUUGCUCUGCAUGGCACGACAUUCUUGUGAAGACAUCUUUGUGAACAAAGCAGGUCAAAUUCUGCAGAGCAGUGACAUUGCAAAGCCCAGCAUGACGAAUAGCAGUGAUAUAGCCAUCAUGAGGAGUGCCAGAGCUGUGCUGUGGCAGGAACUCCGUGGAAUUCCCAUCACUGUAGCCUACAUAAUUGAUGGUUGCUAUGACUAUAUGAGCUUGUCGGCAGAUGAUCACAUACAGAACUUGACGCGGAGGGGGAUCAUGUCGAGCUGUUUCGUGGCCCGUCACAUUGUACAUUCUGAGCUCACACAUCCUGCGCUGGUGCACAAGGACUGUUCUGUCAUCAACAGCCUGCUGGAUGGGGAGAUCGCGAUUGAGCCAAACAGUGUUGUCCAACAUUGCCACCUGCAGGGGUCCAUUCAUUUAAGAUCUGGCUGUCUUCUUUCGGGAGUGGACUUGAUGUCAGCAGCUGUCCUCAGCCAGUACCAGCUCUGUAAUGUAAUCAUCCAGGGACGACACAUCAGGUUGCGGGACCUAAAACUGAAGAUCUUCAGCAUCACAGGGUGUCAGGAUGAUCUGCAGCUUCGGAUCUACAUGGAUGAAACAUGCUCAACACAGGUUCCUUUCGCCAGUGAUUCCUCCACUUUCCUGAACAUCCCGUGGGCAACAUUUUUUUCAAGGACAGGAAUAAAGAAAGAGGAGCUGUGGGACCCCAGCAUUCCUGAAGGCGACCAGUGCCUGCUUAAUGCUCGGCUCUUUCCAAUCCUGCACGUUUCGGAACCUAUUGGGAUAGAGGACGUGCUGUGGUUUCUGGAAUCAGAGAGAGGACAGUUCUUGAGCAAGUGGCAGUCCGCUUGGCGCCUAUCGAUGAGAGAAGUCCUGAACUGUCUGGACCAGCAAGCUGAGCUCGCUUGGCGACAGCAGCUCUUCCUUAACCAGGCUCAGCAUAAAAUCCAGAGUACACUACUGGGCCGCAAAGACAACAGCCUCUGGCCUCUGAUCAGGGCAGCCGUUUGUGAAGGUCAUGAGCAGCAGAUCCUUAACACUCUCGAUACAGUUGCUACUACCACUGAGGACCUGGGCAUCGCAGCCCGAACCCUCGCCUGUGUUGCUGAUGUCUUGGGUUGCAUGGCUGGAGGGCAAGGAGGGCUCCGGAGUGGACCUGCUGCUAACCCAGCAUGGACUGAUGCUUUCCACCUACUGGAAAGCAGGAAUGUGGUGCUUGGAGUGAAGAGACUGGCGGAGGAGAGGGCCAAAUGGCUGAACAGGCCAGACCUUCUGGUGAGGGCAGCCCGUCAUUAUGAGGGAGCGGAACAGAUCCUAAUCCGACAGGCUGUGAUGUCAGCACGAAGGUUCAUCUCCAUGGGCCAGGGAGAGCUUCCUCCCAUGAAUCACUGGGUGGUAGCAGAAUGCCCUGCCCGUAUUGACAUCUCAGGUGGCUGGAGUGACACACCUCCGAUAACAUAUGAGCAUGGAGGAGUGGUGCUGGAUAUCGCCGUUCUAGUGGACAAGUGCAAACCAGUUGGUGCAAAAGUGCGUCGCAUAGCAGAGCCCAAGCUGCACUUAGUCCUGAACAGUGGAAGCAAAGAGACAGGAAUGAGCAUGGAGAUAGUGUGUCGGACUCUGGAGGAUCUGCGGGACUACUCUCAGCCACGUGCACCAGGUGCCUUGUUGAAAGCAGCCUUUAUCUGCACAGAAAUUAUACGCUACCCUUCGCAGGUGUUGCUGCAGGAUCAGUUAAUGUCGGGGUUUGGUAGUGGCUUUGAGCUUCACACUUGGUCCAAUCUGCCACACGGAUCUGGCCUCGGUACAAGCAGUAUCCUUGCAGGGGCAGUGAUGGCAGCUCUGAUCACAGCUGCUGGGAAAACCUGCAACACCUCGUCCCUCAUCCAUGCCGUUCUUCACCUGGAGCAGAUGCUGACAACAGGUGGAGGCUGGCAGGACCAAGUCGGAGGUCUAGUGCCUGGUAUCAAGAUUGGUCGGUCCAAGUCCCAGUUGCCGCUGCGAGUAGAUGUUGAGCGCAUUGCAGUGACUGACGCCUUCGUGAAGACUCUGAAUAACCACUUGCUGCUGGUGUACACGGGGAAGACGAGACUCGCACGCAAUCUUCUACAGGAUGUACUGAGGAGUUGGUAUGCCAGAGUGCCCAGUAUUGUGGAGAAUGCGGAUGCGCUGAUCAGGAAUGCAGAGGAAUGUGCUCAAGCUUUUAUCAAAGGUGACCUCCCCUGGAUUGGCCAAUGUUUGAACACUUACUGGCAGCAGAAGAAAUGCAUGGCUCCUGGGUGUGAGCCCUCUGCCGUCCGACAAAUAAUGACUGUCCUCCAGCCCCACGUACACGGGCAGAGCCUGGCUGGGGCAGGCGGUGGAGGCUUCCUUUACCUUCUGACUAAGGAACCUCAACAGAAAGACACCAUCGAGAGGAUACUGAGAACAAGCAAGGGUUUGGGAAACUUCAGUGUCCAUGCAGUGGAAAUAGAUGAGACUGGACUCACUGUGCGUUUGAGUGGAGCUGGGGGAGAAUGAAUCCUACACGAACUAUCUAACACACCAUCUCCUGCCUUACAAAAUAAUUUUUGGGUUUAACCAACAUAACGCACAAAACGUGGACUAUUAUAGAUAAACAGACAGAAAUCACUGGGUGUAAUAACAUUUAAGUGAAUUUCAAAUCAUUGGAUCAACUUUUCUGAAGAUAAAGUUUAUUUUUAUGAAGCCAAAAUGUCAGAAUCAUUCUGGUAUAUGCUACAAGCACUGGUAAUGAGCUGAAAGCAAAUCCUCAACAAUUCAGAAUGAUACUGCCACUGGCUGGAUGAGGUAUAAAUGUUUUAUAACUCAAUUCACACUCCAGAAUUACUUUGAAACACUCAUGAAGUGCCACGAUACGAUAGCAAUCAGUUGCUUUUCAUUGGGAAUUUAUAUUUUUCAUCAUUAAGGAUUAUUCAUUAAACGAUCUGGGCAUUGCUGGCUGGACCAACAUUAUAGGUUGAGAGUGUUAGCAGCUGACUUGCAGAAGGUGGUGGUGGUGGGCUAGUUUUCUGUACCACUGCAGUCUGUAUAGUGUAGUGCUAUUAGUAAAGGAAUUCUAGGAACAGCAAUGUAUUUCCACGUCAGGAUGGUAGGUGGCUGAGAGAGAAUCUUGCAGGUGUUGAUGCUCCUGUCGCGUUAGAACGUUAGUUAAGACAUUAGGUGAACUCACUGCUGUUGUAAAUAGUGUCAUAGGAUUAUUAAUUUUCAUCAGACCAGGUAGGUGAGGCUUUGAUUCAACAAUUCAUCCUCAAGCUGCAUGAGGGAGUACGGAGGGAGCCCCCUUAGAUUAAGCCAACUUUUCAGUUUAUUUUUGCAUGAGACAGGAAUGAAUAAUUGUUGUAAUUCAUUCACAUAUUCUUUAAAUAUUAACCAUUGCUUAUCCAUCAGUUAUUUUAAAAAAAAAUCAGUCAAUUCCUCUAAUCCAUCUUUGGCACUUUGUACCUUACAUCCAUUUGGUUCAGCUACAAUUAUUUCAACCUCAUCUUAAUAAAGAACGCAUCACUCUUCACAAAG